Pelobates cultripes (western spadefoot toad) is the source of this 44602-nucleotide messenger RNA. The record is from the annotation of a GenBank genome assembly. NCBI's taxonomy places the organism in Eukaryota, Metazoa, Chordata, Amphibia, Anura, Pelobatidae.
AUGUCUUCCAGCUUCCAAAUGAUGGAAGUCAGCUCAACCACAGAUUGUCAGAUCACGUACUCAAAGCCAAAUCUAUCUUAUUCAAUCGAAGAAAUUUUAAAGAAACCAUUAAAUCAAAAUCUUUCAAAAGAAGAAAAGGUUUUGAGAUAUUCACGCACUAAGGAUCACCUACAACUCCAAAAGAAGCAUCCCAUUGAACUGGUUGUCACAGGCAAGUCAAAUUCAAAAAUGCAUGCAAACGAUUGUUAAAUGAUUUAGUUUUUAUUUCCAGCAUAAGCAAGAGUAAUCUUGCAUGAGAUUCAUAAUUAAUACUAAUGCAAUAUGACACUGAUUAUCAUUGGAAAAAACCAUACACAAAAUCUGGUUGUUACUUCAAAGUAAAUUGUGUAAUUGUUUUAUUAGCCUCCAUGAUACAUUUCAUAUUGUUUAUCGCCUUAGUUAUAUCACCAGUUGAAAAGUGGUAAUCAUUGAUUGUUAAUGGAAGUUUCUGUUAGGGUGAUAAUUUUAAAACUGAAGUCUAAAUAUAUGUAUGUAUAGUCCAAGUAUAUAUAUAUAUAUAUAUAUAUAUAUAUAUAAAAUGUCCAAAUACUUACACUCCUGUGAUAGUAAGUUAAUGCCCGGUGCUAGUAAAGCAAAUAACAUAAAAAAACAAAGUAGUAGGUAAUAGCACUCCAAGGACUUCAAAAAGUAUAUGGUGAAAAAAACUUAGCUUUUAUUCAGCAGCUGCCACACAGAAUCAACGUUUCAGUUCUAGUACAGAACUUUCAUCAGGAGAAAGUUCAUCAACUUCCUGAUGAAAGUUCUGUACUAGAACUGAAACGUUGAUUCUGUGUGACAGCUGCUGAAUAAAACCUAAGUUUUUUUCACCAUAUACUUUUUGAAGUCCUUGGAGUGCUAUUACCUACUACUUAGUUUUUUUUUUAUAUAUAUAUAUAUAUAUAUAUAUAUAUAUAUAUAUAUAUAUAUAUUUAUAUAUAUAUAUAUAUAUAUAUUUGCUUGCAUCUAUACACUUUGCUUUUAAGAUUAUUAUCCACAUCAUAUCCCUCUCCAUUAUUAGUAGAUUUAUUUCAUUCAGACUCUGGCCUACCAGCAAAUCAUUUACACACAGCAUUAUACAGAAUUGCAAUGUCUUGCAAUACUCUUUUAUUUGAGAAUUGUCAUGUAACAAGCAUAUAUGUAUAUCAUUUUAAACGUGUUCUAUUGACAAUACCAGGUAAUAGGCAUCACAAUUUUGCAUUUUUGGUCCUGCCAAAAUAGAAAUAAAAAUAAAUAUAUGCAUGUUUACAUUAAAUGCCCUGGCUAUGCCUUUUCAGGAAGCGGUUACGUAGAAAAUGUAGUGAUAAAAUAUAUCCCGAACCCCUGGUAUGCUAAAAGUUAAAACAUAAAAAACGUAUUUGAGCAGAAUAUAAUGGGAAUUGUAAAAAAUAUAUAAAAGCCUUAUUUACUACAGUGAGAAUUCAAAGUGAAUUUCACAUUUAAUAUCAAAACAGUAAAAUUGGUAAAGUUCUCUAAAUCUUCUUUGGCUACUCUGACCUUAAAUUUAAAUUCUCACUAAUCCUGUAAAUCUUUCGAGGUUACUUUAGAUUCAUUGAAAAAUGUGAUGUUUUCAUGCAGCCUUGAAAGGUCUGACCAUACCUGCAACUUGUUGAUUUUGUGUAAUCUUAUGUUUACUUCAACUUCGUCACUUUUGUUAUCAUUACUUUAAAAAAAUAUAUAUAAUUUUAUUAAAGUUCACUAAUUUAUUUUAUUAAUCUAAUCAGAUUAUAAAUUUUUUUCAAACUAAUGAAUACGUAAACAGACGGUUGCAUUCAAAAUAUGGGUCAACCGGUGUCACAUUGCCACAAUGUGUGCUGUAUUGUAUAUUUAACAAAAAAAAAAGAUAGAAUCUGCAAAAAGCAGAGACAUCAUGUUUUGCAUCUAUUAUUUAACUUACAGAUUUCCGUGUUUUUUUUAUUUCUUUAUGUUAAGUGUACUUAUGAUACAUGUGUGUUUACUUUUUGGAGUCAAGUCUACCUAUAUCCUCCCCUUUAGGUCAUGAACCAAAUACACUUUUAGUUAGAGCAGUAUUGCAUAUAUUACUUUAAUGGUUGUAUUGCACAUUUCUGUCUCCUUGGAAAUAUGGAAAAGUAGACACUCAAGUAUCACAAAGAUGAAAAUCAUAUAUUUGUGAACAUGGGGACAAUCACAGAAUAUUGAUUGCGGCAUUUAAUUGUAGAUUAUGCUAGCUUUAGUGUACCUAUAAUCUUAAUUUUAUUAAUGACAGGAGGCAAGUAUUUGCUUUAGUCUCUCUUUACUAGAACUCCACAGCAGCACAGAAAAAACAACCAAUCAGGAAAAAGUUAGGUACUAUAAAACUCCCCUCCCCAUGCAUCAUUUCCUCUUUCAAGCUGCGACAAAACAGAACAAAAGACAGAAAAUAUAAUGGAGAAGAAACAAAGUCCUAGAUAUAAUGAAUACGACAAUGUCCACCAUCCGAGAAGAACUGCCAAACCAGAUAGCGUUGAUGGACUGUAGACUGAAACGAGAAAAAAAAAACAUAAUCGAAAAGGUUGGUUAGUCAAUGAAAUGUACUCUGAACAAAACAUGUAGGCACCCAGUGUAACAACCAGAAAUGUCAUAAUAUACAGAGAUCCCAACCCUUACUUCGGAAAACGAACUCAAAAACAAGUGACAACAAGCAGAGUUGCAUACGUACCUACUUGUACCCAAACUAUAAUAUAAAACAAGGGAGGGAUACGAAUGGGUGGGAAAUACUCGCCUGUCAUUAAUAAAAUUAAGAUUAUAGGUACACUAAAGCUAGCAUAAUCUACAAUUUUAUAACAUGACAGGAGGCUUCGUAUUUGCUGUUUUAACGCUCAGCCAACAAAUCCAACGUUGUUUGUUUCGCUGGUACAUAUUCCAUGAGCUUUUAGAGCAAUCCUAACCUAAUCCAACAGUGUGAGGUGACAUUAGACGGAUCGCUGAGAAUGCCAGCUGUCGAGGCACCCCAAAAAUACGGAAAAGACACCCUCUACUGGUAGAUCCAUUGUACCUGGGGUUGCGACCUGUUUCCUAGCAACCGAUCCAUGAGCUGCCAAGCUGACCUAUUAACCCUUUUACUUAAGGUAUAAAAUGUCGAAGGUCAUUUGCUAACAUAGGGCCGCGAGAAGAAACUGCCACCAGGUCUCGACUCUUGAUGUGGAAGAUGGCUCCUCCGGUCGUGCCAGGGUCACCAGGUGAUGUGGCCCUGCAGGCAAAACUCCAACCUCAAGUAAUGCGUCGAAGUCUAUCACCAAUUCCGUAACAGAACCGAGUAGGGUCGUUUUGUUCCUUCAUGACCUAACCGGUGAGUUGUCUCAUCUGAGAAUGAAUUUAUUAUGCAGGCAAGUGUGUGGUCAAACUAGCCGUAUCCUAAGUGAUUCCGAUAAGGGUCCCAAACUGAACUUGUGUAGUGAAAUGGUGGUCAACUAUCCUGGGGAUUGUGAAUCCCGGGAAUAACCAAAAGGAGAGAAACAUAACCAGGGAUUGAGGUUUCCAUCCAGAUAUAUUGUCAAAGAGCGAUAAGAUGUCUGGAUCCAACGGAAAUUGGGACCUGGAUAACAAAGAAGAGUCCUCACCUGCUGUAGUGAGAGAGUGAAAUAAUCCGAUUACUCGUUCGUACGAUCCUGUUCCAUGCCCGACCUGUCAAGAUUCGCGUAGGAGCUCCUGGUCUGUACGCCACCUACAAGAUAGGGUAUAAUAUAGUGAGACCAUAGGACCUGCACUUCUGACCAUCCGGGCACAUAUCUCCAAGAGUAGGCCCUAGGUCAAGGUAUCCAGGAAUGUGAAUUCAAUAACCGAAGUCAUAUAUAUAGAGGAAUAUCUACUUCUUAGCCUGGAGACACGCAAACUCAUAGCGUUCUCUACUACGCAGGUAAGGCCUAAAGUCUCUUAACUCACGACAGGUGACUCCAGAGAGCAGAUAUAAUGAAAAACAAGAAUCUAGCUCCAAACGUCCGAAGCAGGUGUCGUCGAGUUUGGGAACGUCGUCAACCAUAUCUGAGCAGUACUCCAGUGGUAGGUUGUGACCCGACUAGUAACCUAGUAAUGAGGUGCGGACCUCCCUAUUGAAUGGAAUGCUAAUUAAUUAAUGAAGACCAGGAAAAGGCAGGAAUUUUAAAUAACUAUUUCUCCUCCGUAUAUAUUAAGGAAGAACCCAUGGCAAUAGAUGUGCAAAUGAUUGCUACUAAAAACUUGCAGAAUAAUUGUAAUUGGUUAACUCAAGACAAGGUGCUGCAGCAACUAAAGAAAGUUAAUAUAAACAAAGCUCCAGGACCUGACGGUAUCCAUCCACGUGUACUUAAGGAACUAAGUGCAGAAAUAAGUGAACCUCUGUUUUUAAUCUUUCAAGAUUCUUUUCUUUCAGGAAGUGUUCCGGAGGAUUGGAGGAAGGCAGAUGUGGUUCCUAUAUUCAAAAAGGGUUCAAAAUCCUUGCCUGGAAAUUAUAGACCUGUGAGCUUAACUUCUGUGGCUGGUAAAAUAUUUGAAAGGUUAUUAAGGGAUAAUAUUCAAGAAUUCCUUGAGAAGAACAUGGUUAUCAGCAAAAAUCAGCAUGAUUUUAUGAAGCACAGGUCAUGUCAAACUAACUUGAUUGCGUUCUACAAAGAAGUAAGUAGAAGUAUAGAUCAGGGUGUUGCCGUGGAUGUGAUCUAUUUGGAUUUUGCCAAGGCAUUUGAUACAGUUCCACACAAUAGAUUAGUGUUCAAACUCAAGGAAAUCGGUCUAGAUGAAAAUGCUUGUUCUUGGGUAGAACAUUGGCUUAAAAACAGAGUACAAAGAGUUGUCAUUAAUGGUAAAUUUUCAAGCUGGACAGAGGUGGCAAGUGGUGUCCCUCAGGGGUCUGUUCUGGGACCCCUUCUAUUUAACAUGUUUAUAAAUGAUCUUGAAGACCGCAUUGAAAGUCAUGUUUCAGUGUUUGCAGAUGACACCAAACUUUGUAGAACAAUACAAUGUGAGCAAGAUAUUACUUUGCUGCAGAGGGACUUAGAUAGACUGGGGGACUGGGCACUCAAAUGGCAGAUGAAAUUUAAUGUUGAAAAAUGCAAAGUUAUGCACUUCGGCGUAAAGAAUACACAAGCAACGUAUACCCUUAAUGGAAGCGAAUUAGGGAUAACAACACAUGAAAAGGACUUGGGAAUUGUUAUAGACAACAAACUAUGCAACAAUGUGCAAUGUCAAUCAGCAGUGGCCAAGGCCAGUAAGGUAUUGUCAUGCAUGAAAAGGGCAUUCAUUCUCGGGACAAGAAUAUAAUUUUGCCUCUUUAUAAAUCACUGGUAAGACCCCAUAUUGAAUAUGCUGUGCAAUUUUGGGCACCUGUUCUAAAGAAGGAUAUUAUGGCACUAGAAAAAGUGCAGAGGCGGCUACAAAAUUAAUAAAAGGAAUGGAACAUAUCGGCUAUGAAGAAAGGUUAACAAAUUUAAACCUAUUUAGUUUAGAAAAACGUCGCCUGAGAGGGGAUAUGAUAACAUUAUACAAAUAUAUUCGGGCCAAUACAAACCAUUGUGUGGAAAUCUAUUCACAAACCGGACUUUACAUAGGACACGAGGCCAUGAGUUUAGACUGGAAGAAAGAAGAUUUCGCCUAAGGCAAAGGAAAGGUUUUUUUACUGUAAGAACAAUCAGGAUGUGGAAUUCUCUGCCUGAGGAAGUGGUUUUAUCAGAGUCCAUACAGAUGUUCAAACGGCUACUAGAUGCAUACUUGCAAGAACAGAAUAUUCAAGGAUAUAAUCUUUCAAUGUAGGGUAAUAACUGCUUGAUCCAAGGAUAAAUCUGACCGCCAUUCUGGGGUCAAGAAGGAAUUUUUUUCCUAGUUUGUUGCAAAAUUGUGCUUCAAACUGGGUUUUUUUGCCUUCUUUUGGAUCAACAGCAAAAAACAAAUGUGAGGUAGGCUGAACUUAAUGGACGCAAGUCUCUUUUCAGCUAUGUAACUAUGUAACUAUGUAACUAUGUAACUAUGAGGGACGCCCCUCUAUGCAGUUCAUCGUUGUCCUGCACAGGUACAAGCCUGUGUGCUGAAGGAUGGAUGAAACCGUGGUGUGUUGAGUGUAUGAGUGAGCGAGCUGCAUUCUCUAAUAAUGUAACCGAACUCUGUGUCAGCAUCAGGCUGAUAGCAUGAGUGGGCCGCAUCCGUCAAUAACAAAAUUAGAGUCGACAUCCUUGUCCGGAUUCUUCUAUGAGAGUGUGACAUUCUCAAAACACGUCCUCUGUAUCCCUCUCAGUAUCGUGCUGAGGUUGAAGGAGGGUAGCGCCCUCUAAUGAGGAAUCAGCGUCCGGUUCCGUACAUGAGAGGGGUUCGCUCUCUAUUCGUGUAAAUAAAAUUAUCAGUCUCGGGCCGAGGCGAUGGAGGGCUGUGAUCCAACUAGAGUCCAUAUCAGACUCAGGGUGACCAACUGCAGGGGUUCACCAUAUAAUGAUAUCUGCCUACAACUGAGGUCCUGAGGGGGUUCCCUCUCUGACCACGAGACCUCCGAAUCACCCACCUGAGGGUGGGAUCAACUGGUAAUAAACCAGAUCGAAGGUAGGCGGAGUAGUAGACAACCUCGGGCCGUGCCAAUCUUUAAUAACAGAAGGGGGUGAUGCGAGUAUGGAACCUCUGGAAACGAUGAUGGAAUCUACCAACGGACCGCCCGGAUCCGGUUCGCGCUCGCAGGGUCCAGGAUGACCGUAGGUAGUCUGAGUAAAGCUGGAGAUGUUCUCCGUGAUCCACGAGAGCCCGGGAGGUUGGAGGAGUUCAAGUUAGGCCUCUCGACAAGCUGAGUGAUAGGAGAAGAGAAGGUCCGAAAAACAAAGAAACGAUAAUAAUACUAAAAGUAAAUACGUACCUCGGAGGGAAGGUAAAUAGUAGACCGGAAAAGCAAGUCAAGUAAACCCCUGAAAUGGGCCGGGGGUUAAACUUGACGCAGGAAUAACUAUUAAUACCUAGGAUGGAUACCGUAAAAAAUACAGAAGGCUUCACAAAUUUGCGUGUCAUCCUUGCGCAGGGGCCAUGCUAAUCUUAUCACACAGAUAGAGCAGGCCCGUCAGGAGGGCACAGACAUAGCAGACCAAUCAAAUGGGCACAGACAUAGCAGGCCAUCAAUGGGGCACACACAUAGCAGGCCAAUCAAUGGGGUACAUACAUAGCAGGCCGUCUUAAUGGGGCACAGACAUAGCAGGCCAGUCAAUGGGGCACAGACAUAGCAGGCCAGUAAAAAUGGCGCAGACAGGGCAGGCCAAGUCACUUAUCAGUGGUGUACCAAACAGCGAUAAGGGGCAAUGUUAAGGAAGCGCUCCUUAUCUGUGUCAUAAUAGGUCCUGGGGCACCUUGCUAGAAUGGGCCAGAUGUAGGCCUCUGAUACAGUAGUUAUGGUGUCUGCAGGGUACAGGCUCCCACUGGAAGCAAGUGUAUGAAGUAUGAUGUAGUACCCUGUGUGGGACACCUACAACUGUCCACCCAUGCAUAACCACAUGCAGAAACCAAUAAACAUAGAGUUAAGAUAGGAAUAAUAUUUGCACAGCCUAUGUCCUUUAAAAUUAUUGAUAUUUCUACUUUAUACCGUCAUUUUCCCAUACCAGGUAUCAAAUCCAAGUGCAAGUGUAGGAGGCUGACAAACUGAGUGAUCUUGAAGUAUGCCUUCACACCAGAGAAGUACUUGAAAGAAGUGGGAACAAUGCUUCUCCAUAUGACUUAAAGUGCAUAAUGUAUGACAUUAUGCCAUUUUAACCAGUAUCAGCAUGGACACAUCACUUGAUCCCAACACAAAUCACAAAAUAAAUAUGCUAUUGGUAAAUUUAAGGUCUGUGUCAUUUGGAAAAAAUAAAUAGGCACAUAAAGGGGGAAGAAUCCCCAGAGGAGGUAUAUAGAAAACCAGAGGAACACAAACUCCCCACAAACCCCAGAGCAAUAGGCAGAGGGGUAUAAAGCUGAACACACAAACAAGUCCCCAGAUAAUAAAGAAGUAAAACACUGUAAAUAUAAUUAAAAUCAUCCAGCCACCAACUAAUAUUAGCAGGAGGCAGUGGUACUCUGACCUGUACUGAUGCAGAGCAGCAAAGAAAGAGGAAAUGAGGCAUGGGGAGGGGAGUUUUAUAGUAUCUAACUUUUUUCUGAUUGGUUGUUUUUUCUGUGCUGCUGAGGAGUUCUAGUAAAGAAAGACUAAAGCAAAUACGAAGCCUUCUGUCAUGUUACAAAAUUCAGAUAAUGUAAUUCUCAAGCUCCGUCACUUGAUGACAGUUGAGUGAUGGGAACACCUUAUUCCCACAUGAAUAUCAUAGAAUAGAAAGAUAUCCUCUACAGCAAAUAAAUGAGGCAAUGUUGGAUCAAUGCAUAUUCUAUUCUCAAACAUGACCCAUAUCCUAGUUACAAAACUCAGUAAAUAAAUAACAUCUUGUGAAAAAUACAGCUAUGAAAGUAGGAAUCAAAAGCAAUCUAGUGAUGUACAUUAAGUGUGUCACCAAGAAAAAAACAUUCCAAUAUAGUAGUUUUGUACUAAAGUUGAAAUGUUUGAUGGUUAAGUACAUAGGCCAAAUUUUAUUAACUAGCACAUAUAUAUUCGUUUUGCUAUAUUCUCACUGUACCCGGUUUUUGAUUCACACAUUUCCCAGAAUUAUGUUAACAAAUUGCAACAAAAACUGAGAAUAUGAGAACAAUGAUACACAUUUUCUUGCAUUACAUCACUUAUCUGCUUUGAUAUUUACAUGAUUUUAUUUUUAAAUUUGUAAUGCCAUAUUUUUAUUUAACCUCACUGUUACAAGUUCUCAUUCCCCAUUUGUGUAAUCUUGUGUCUCUAUUCAGUAUCAGUAUCAGUAGUGUUAAAACUAUAAUAUUUUACAAAGUUGGCUAAAGAUAAUGAUAAAACUUUAAAUGAACUUCAAUUUUCCAAUUUCACUCAGCAAGUCACUUAAACUGCAUUUAAAUUCCAUCUGUAAUGUAGUGUAAUCUUUAUUAUGCCUUAUUAAAUGAUUAAUUUGUCGGCAAGUUUCUAUUAUGUUCUUAUAGAGACAAACUCUCAGUUUAAAACUAUGCUUCAUAUAAGUGCAACCAGUUGUAAAUAUUAACAUUAAUACAUUAUUCAUUAAAAUAUAAUUCAAGAGAUGAAAUGACAAUGUUUGCAGGAUUGCAGCUUUGCAACUCUAUCCUGCUCUAUCCAACAACUAGUCAGCCUGUCUGCCGCUGUCAAAGACCCCCUAAAGCAGGGGUGGGGAACGUCUCGCCCACGGGCCAUAUAAGGCCCGCAAAAUCAUUUGGUCUGGCCCAUGGAGAGCUGACUCUGCUCUCUGCCUUUUUUGGGCUGGUGGGGCGAUCAAAGAUCUCCCUCACCGACCUCCUGGCAGUUUGUUAAGGGAGGCUGAGGGAGCUAAGACCCAGGAGCCUGCUGGAUAAGAGGAGGACCCAGGAGGCUAUGAUCCACCCCUGAGCAGGCAAGUCGGAGGGUUGCCAGAAGUUACCAUGGUAACACUCUGACAGAACUGUUCUCGUGGGAAGAAAAGAGUGAAGUCAGCCUGCAGCCGGAGGAGCUGCAGGCUAAAGUGCACGCAAAACCACUGGGCCACCAGGGCUUGCAGUGAUAAGUCCCCUCCUUCCAGGCCAGAGGUAAGGAGGGGGGUGGGGGGGAAGGGGAAGUGCAUAAAGUUUUUUUUUCCUCUUUUUAAGUUAAAAAAAUAUAGAGAGAGAUUUUCUCCCUAAUCCCCUCCUCCACAAUAUAGACCCCUGACACACACUACACCCCCUCACACAAACACACUGCACCCCACACCCAAACACACACAUAACCCCUCACACAAACACACUACACCCCCUCACACACACUAUACCUGCUCACACAAGCACACUGCACCCCCUCACACCCACACAGAACCCCUCACACAAACACACUACACCCCCUCACACACACUAUACCUGCUCACACAAGCACACUGCACCCCCUCACACCCACACAGAACCCCUAACACAAACACACUACACCCCCUCACACACACUAUACCUGCUCACACAAGCACACUGCACCCCCUCACACCCACACAGAGCCCCUCACACAAACAUACUGCACCCCAUCACACAUAUACACAGCACCUCUCACACAGCACCCCUCACACAAACACACAGCACACCUCAAACACACACAUAACCCCUCACACAAACACACUGUACCCCAUAAGUGCAACCAGUUGUAAAUAUUAACAUUAAUACAUUAUUCAUUAAAAUAUAAUUCAAGAGAUGAAAUGACAAUGUUUGCAGGAUUGCAGCUUUGCAACUCUAUCCUGCUCUAUCCAACAACUAGUCAGCCUGUCUGCCGCUGUCAAAGACCCCCUAAAGCAGGGGUGGGGAACGUCUCGCCCACGGGCCAUAUAAGGCCCGCAAAAUCAUUUGGUCUGGCCCAUGGAGAGCCUCACCUGCUGUAGUGAGAGAGUGAAAUAAUCCGAUUACUCGUUCGUACGAUCCUGUUCCAUGCCCGACCUGUCAAGAUUCGCGUAGGAGCUCCUGGUCUGUACGCCACCUACAAGAUAGGGUAUAAUAUAGUGAGACCAUAGGACCUGCACUUCUGACCAUCCGGGCACAUAUCUCCAAGAGUAGGCCCUAGGUCAAGGUAUCCAGGAAUGUGAAUUCAAUAACCGAAGUCAUAUAUAUAGAGGAAUAUCUACUUCUUAGCCUGGAGACACGCAAACUCAUAGCGUUCUCUACUACGCAGGUAAGGCCUAAAGUCUCUUAACUCACGACAGGUGACUCCAGAGAGCAGAUAUAAUGAAAAACAAGAAUCUAGCUCCAAACGUCCGAAGCAGGUGUCGUCGAGUUUGGGAACGUCGUCAACCAUAUCUGAGCAGUACUCCAGUGGUAGGUUGUGACCCGACUAGUAACCUAGUAAUGAGGUGCGGACCUCCCUAUUGAAUGGAAUGCUAAUUAAUUAAUGAAGACCAGGAAAAGGCAGGAAUUUUAAAUAACUAUUUCUCCUCCGUAUAUAUUAAGGAAGAACCCAUGGCAAUAGAUGUGCAAAUGAUUGCUACUAAAAACUUGCAGAAUAAUUGUAAUUGGUUAACUCAAGACAAGGUGCUGCAGCAACUAAAGAAAGUUAAUAUAAACAAAGCUCCAGGACCUGACGGUAUCCAUCCACGUGUACUUAAGGAACUAAGUGCAGAAAUAAGUGAACCUCUGUUUUUAAUCUUUCAAGAUUCUUUUCUUUCAGGAAGUGUUCCGGAGGAUUGGAGGAAGGCAGAUGUGGUUCCUACAUUCAAAAAGGGUUCAAAAUCCUUGCCUGGAAAUUAUAGACCUGUGAGCUUAACUUCUGUGGCUGGUAAAAUAUUUGAAAGGUUAUUAAGGGAUAAUAUUCAAGAAUUCCUUGAGAAGAACAUGGUUAUCAGCAAAAAUCAGCAUGGUUUUAUGAAGCACAGGUCAUGUCAAACUAACUUGAUUGCGUUCUACGAAGAAGUAAGUAGAAGUAUAGAUCAGGGUGUUGCCGUGGAUGUGAUCUAUUUGGAUUUUGCCAAGGCAUUUGAUACAGUUCCACACAAUAGAUUAGUGUUCAAACUCAAGGAAAUCGGUCUAGAUGAAAAUGCUUGUUCUUGGGUAGAACAUUGGCUUAAAAACAGAGUACAAAGAGUUGUCAUUGAUGGUGAAUUUUCAAGCUGGACAGAGGUGGCAAGUGGUGUCCCUCAGGGGUCUGUUCUGGGACCCCUUCUAUUUAACAUGUUUAUAAAUGAUCUUGAAGACCGCAUUGAAAGUCAUGUUUCAGUGUUUGCAGAUGACACCAAACUUUGUAGAACAAUACAAUGUGAGCAAGAUAUUACUUUGCUGCAGAGGGAUUUAGAUAGACUGGGGGACUGGGCACUCAAAUGGCAGAUUAAAUUUAAUGUUGAAAAAUGCAAAGUUAUGCACUUCGGCGUAAAGAAUACACAAGCAACGUAUACCCUUAAUGGAAGCGAAUUAGGGAUAACAACACAUGAAAAGGACUUGGGAAUUGUUAUAGACAACAAACUAUGCAACAAUGUGCAAUGUCAAUCAGCAGUGGCCAAGGCCAGUAAGGUAUUGUCAUGCAUGAAAAAGGGCAUUCAUUCUCGGGACAAGAAUAUAAUUUUGCCUCUUUAUAAAUCACUGGUAAGACCCCAUAUUGAAUAUGCUGUGCAAUUUUGGGCACCUGUUCUAAAGAAGGAUAUUAUGGCACUAGAAAAAGUGCAGAGGCGGGCUACAAAAUUAAUAAAAGGAAUGGAACAUAUCGGCUAUGAAGAAAGGUUAACAAAUUUAAACCUAUUUAGUUUAGAAAAACGUCGCCUGAGAGGGGAUAUGAUAACAUUAUACAAAUAUAUUCGGGGCCAAUACAAACCAUUGUGUGGAAAUCUAUUCACAAACCGGACUUUACAUAGGACACGAGGCCAUGAGUUUAGACUGGAAGAAAGAAGAUUUCGUCUAAGGCAAAGGAAAGGUUUUUUUACUGUAAGAACAAUCAGGAUGUGGAAUUCUCUGCCUGAGGAAGUGGUUUUAUCAGAGUCCAUACAGAUGUUCAAACGGCUACUAGAUGCAUACUUGCAAGAACAGAAUAUUCAAGGAUAUAAUCUUUCAAUGUAGGGUAAUAACUGCUUGAUCCAAGGAUAAAUCUGACUGCCAUUCUGGGGUCAAGAAGGAAUUUUUUUCCUAGUUUGUUGCAAAAUUGUGCUUCAAACUGGGUUUUUUUGCCUUCUUUUGGAUCAACAGCAAAAAACAAAUGUGAGGUAGGCUGAACUUAAUGGACGCAAGUCUCUUUUCAGCUAUGUAACUAUGUAACUAUGUAACUAUGUAACUAUGAGGGACGCCCCUCUAUGCAGUUCAUCGUUGUCCUGCACAGGUACAAGCCUGUGUGCUGAAGGAUGGAUGAAACCGUGGUGUGUUGAGUGUAUGAGUGAGCGAGCUGCAUUCUCUAAUAAUGUAACCGAACUCUGUGUCAGCAUCAGGCUGAUAGCAUGAGUGGGCCGCAUCCGUCAAUAACAAAAUUAGAGUCGACAUCCUUGUCCGGAUUCUUCUAUGAGAGUGUGACAUUCUCAAAACACGUCCUCUGUAUCCCUCUCAGUAUCGUGCUGAGGUUGAAGGAGGGUAGCGCCCUCUAAUGAGGAAUCAGCGUCCGGUUCCGUACAUGAGAGGGGUUCGCUCUCUAUUCGUGUAAAUAAAAUUAUCAGUCUCGGGCCGAGGCGAUGGAGGGCUGUGAUCCAACUAGAGUCCAUAUCAGACUCAGGGUGACCAACUGCAGGGGUUCACCAUAUAAUGAUAUCUGCCUACAACUGAGGUCCUGAGGGGGUUCCCUCUCUGACCACGAGACCUCCGAAUCACCCACCUGAGGGUGGGAUCAACUGGUAAUAAACCAGAUCGAAGGUAGGCGGAGUAGUAGACAACCUCGGGCCGUGCCAAUCUUUAAUAACAGAAGGGGGUGAUGCGAGUAUGGAACCUCUGGAAACGAUGAUGGAAUCUACCAACGGACCGCCCGGAUCCGGUUCGCGCUCGCAGGGUCCAGGAUGACCGUAGGUAGUCUGAGUAAAGCUGGAGAUGUUCUCCGUGAUCCACGAGAGCCCGGGAGGUUGGAGGAGUUCAAGUUAGGCCUCUCGACAAGCUGAGUGAUAGGAGAAGAGAAGGUCCGAAAAACAAAGAAACGAUAAUAAUACUAAAAGUAAAUACGUACCUCGGAGGGAAGGUAAAUAGUAGACCGGAAAAGCAAGUCAAGUAAACCCCUGAAAUGGGCCGGGGGUUAAACUUGACGCAGGAAUAACUAUUAAUACCUAGGAUGGAUACCGUAAAAAAUACAGAAGGCUUCACAAAUUUGCGUGUCAUCCUUGCGCAGGGGCCAUGCUAAUCUUAUCACACAGAUAGAGCAGGCCCGUCAGGAGGGCACAGACAUAGCAGACCAAUCAAAUGGGCACAGACAUAGCAGGCCAUCAAUGGGGCACACACAUAGCAGGCCAAUCAAUGGGGUACAUACAUAGCAGGCCGUCUUAAUGGGGCACAGACAUAGCAGGCCAGUCAAUGGGGCACAGACAUAGCAGGCCAGUAAAAAUGGCGCAGACAGGGCAGGCCAAGUCACUUAUCAGUGGUGUACCAAACAGCGAUAAGGGGCAAUGUUAAGGAAGCGCUCCUUAUCUGUGUCAUAAUAGGUCCUGGGGCACCUUGCUAGAAUGGGCCAGAUGUAGGCCUCUGAUACAGUAGUUAUGGUGUCUGCAGGGUACAGGCUCCCACUGGAAGCAAGUGUAUGAAGUAUGAUGUAGUACCCUGUGUGGGACACCUACAACUGUCCACCCAUGCAUAACCACAUGCAGAAACCAAUAAACAUAGAGUUAAGAUAGGAAUAAUAUUUGCACAGCCUAUGUCCUUUAAAAUUAUUGAUAUUUCUACUUUAUACCGUCAUUUUCCCAUACCAGGUAUCAAAUCCAAGUGCAAGUGUAGGAGGCUGACAAACUGAGUGAUCUUGAAGUAUGCCUUCACACCAGAGAAGUACUUGAAAGAAGUGGGAACAAUGCUUCUCCAUAUGACUUAAAGUGCAUAAUGUAUGACAUUAUGCCAUUUUAACCAGUAUCAGCAUGGACACAUCACUUGAUCCCAACACAAAUCACAAAAUAAAUAUGCUAUUGGUAAAUUUAAGGUCUGUGUCAUUUGGAAAAAAUAAAUAGGCACAUAAAGGGGGAAGAAUCCCCAGAGGAGGUAUAUAGAAAACCAGAGGAACACAAACUCCCCACAAACCCCAGAGCAAUAGGCAGAGGGGUAUAAAGCUGAACACACAAACAAGUCCCCAGAUAAUAAAGAAGUAAAACACUGUAAAUAUAAUUAAAAUCAUCCAGCCACCAACUAAUAUUAGCAGGAGGCAGUGGUACUCUGACCUGUACUGAUGCAGAGCAGCAAAGAAAGAGGAAAUGAGGCAUGGGGAGGGGAGUUUUAUAGUAUCUAACUUUUUUCUGAUUGGUUGUUUUUUCUGUGCUGCUGAGGAGUUCUAGUAAAGAAAGACUAAAGCAAAUACGAAGCCUUCUGUCAUGUUACAAAAUUCAGAUAAUGUAAUUCUCAAGCUCCGUCACUUGAUGACAGUUGAGUGAUGGGAACACCUUAUUCCCACAUGAAUAUCAUAGAAUAGAAAGAUAUCCUCUACAGCAAAUAAAUGAGGCAAUGUUGGAUCAAUGCAUAUUCUAUUCUCAAACAUGACCCAUAUCCUAGUUACAAAACUCAGUAAAUAAAUAACAUCUUGUGAAAAAUACAGCUAUGAAAGUAGGAAUCAAAAGCAAUCUAGUGAUGUACAUUAAGUGUGUCACCAAGAAAAAAACAUUCCAAUAUAGUAGUUUUGUACUAAAGUUGAAAUGUUUGAUGGUUAAGUACAUAGGCCAAAUUUUAUUAACUAGCACAUAUAUAUUCGUUUUGCUAUAUUCUCACUGUACCCGGUUUUUGAUUCACACAUUUCCCAGAAUUAUGUUAACAAAUUGCAACAAAAACUGAGAAUAUGAGAACAAUGAUACACAUUUUCUUGCAUUACAUCACUUAUCUGCUUUGAUAUUUACAUGAUUUUAUUUUUAAAUUUGUAAUGCCAUAUUUUUAUUUAACCUCACUGUUACAAGUUCUCAUUCCCCAUUUGUGUAAUCUUGUGUCUCUAUUCAGUAUCAGUAUCAGUAGUGUUAAAACUAUAAUAUUUUACAAAGUUGGCUAAAGAUAAUGAUAAAACUUUAAAUGAACUUCAAUUUUCCAAUUUCACUCAGCAAGUCACUUAAACUGCAUUUAAAUUCCAUCUGUAAUGUAGUGUAAUCUUUAUUAUGCCUUAUUAAAUGAUUAAUUUGUCGGCAAGUUUCUAUUAUGUUCUUAUAGAGACAAACUCUCAGUUUAAAACUAUGCUUCAUAUAAGUGCAACCAGUUGUAAAUAUUAACAUUAAUACAUUAUUCAUUAAAAUAUAAUUCAAGAGAUGAAAUGACAAUGUUUGCAGGAUUGCAGCUUUGCAACUCUAUCCUGCUCUAUCCAACAACUAGUCAGCCUGUCUGCCGCUGUCAAAGACCCCCUAAAGCAGGGGUGGGGAACGUCUCGCCCACGGGCCAUAUAAGGCCCGCAAAAUCAUUUGGUCUGGCCCAUGGAGAGCUGACUCUGCUCUCUGCCUUUUUUGGGCUGGUGGGGCGAUCAAAGAUCUCCCUCACCGACCUCCUGGCAGUUUGUUAAGGGAGGCUGAGGGAGCUAAGACCCAGGAGCCUGCUGGAUAAGAGGAGGACCCAGGAGGCUAUGAUCCACCCCUGAGCAGGCAAGUCGGAGGGUUGCCAGAAGUUACCAUGGUAACACUCUGACAGAACUGUUCUCGUGGGAAGAAAAGAGUGAAGUCAGCCUGCAGCCGGAGGAGCUGCAGGCUAAAGUGCACGCAAAACCACUGGGCCACCAGGGCUUGCAGUGAUAAGUCCCCUCCUUCCAGGCCAGAGGUAAGGAGGGGGGUGGGGGGGAAGGGGAAGUGCAUAAAGUUUUUUUUUCCUCUUUUUAAGUUAAAAAAAUAUAGAGAGAGAUUUUCUCCCUAAUCCCCUCCUCCACAAUAUAGACCCCUGACACACACUACACCCCCUCACACAAACACACUGCACCCCACACCCAAACACACACAUAACCCCUCACACAAACACACUACACCCCCUCACACACACUAUACCUGCUCACACAAGCACACUGCACCCCCUCACACCCACACAGAACCCCUCACACAAACACACUACACCCCCUCACACACACUAUACCUGCUCACACAAGCACACUGCACCCCCUCACACCCACACAGAACCCCUAACACAAACACACUACACCCCCUCACACACACUAUACCUGCUCACACAAGCACACUGCACCCCCUCACACCCACACAGAGCCCCUCACACAAACAUACUGCACCCCAUCACACAUAUACACAGCACCUCUCACACAGCACCCCUCACACAAACACACAGCACACCUCAAACACACACAUAACCCCUCACACAAACACACUGUACCCCAUAAGUGCAACCAGUUGUAAAUAUUAACAUUAAUACAUUAUUCAUUAAAAUAUAAUUCAAGAGAUGAAAUGACAAUGUUUGCAGGAUUGCAGCUUUGCAACUCUAUCCUGCUCUAUCCAACAACUAGUCAGCCUGUCUGCCGCUGUCAAAGACCCCCUAAAGCAGGGGUGGGGAACGUCUCGCCCACGGGCCAUAUAAGGCCCGCAAAAUCAUUUGGUCUGGCCCAUGGAGAGCUGACUCUGCUGUCUGCCUUUUUCGGGCUGGUGGGGCGAUCAAAGAUCUCCCUCACCGACCUCCUGGCAGUUUGUUAAGGGAGGCUGAGGGAGCUAAGACCCAGGAGCCUGCUGGAUAAGAGGAGGACCCAGGAGGCUAUGAUCCACCCCUGAGCAGGCAAGUCGGAGGGUUGCCAGAAGUUACCAUGGUAACACUCUGACAGAACUGUUCUCGUGGGAAGAAAAGAGUGAAGUCAGCCUGCAGCCGGAGGAGCUGCAGGCUAAAGUGCACGCAAAACCACUGGGCCACCAGGGCUUGCAGUGAUAAGUCCCCUCCUUCCAGGCCAGAGGUAAGGAGGGGGGUGGGGGGGAAGGGGAAGUGCAUAAAGUUUUUUUUUCCUCUUUUUAAGUUAAAAAAAUAUAGAGAGAGAUUUUCUCCCUAAUCCCCUCCUCCACAAUAUAGACCCCUGACACACACUACACCCCCUCACACAAACACACUGCACCCCACACCCAAACACACACAUAACCCCUCACACAAACACACUACACCCCCUCACACACACUAUACCUGCUCACACAAGCACACUGCACCCCCUCACACCCACACAGAACCCCUCACACAAACACACUACACCCCCUCACACACACUAUACCUGCUCACAUACUGCACCCCAUCACACAUAUACACAGCACCUCUCACACAGCACCCCUCACACAAACACACAGCACACCUCAAACACACACAUAACCCCUCACACAAACACACUGUACCCCACACACAGAACCCUUCACCCAAACACACAGCACCCCCUCACACACACACACACACACACGGCACCCCUCACACACAUGGCACCCCUCACACACAUGGCACCCCUCACACAAACACAGACCAACCUCCCCCACACAGCACCCCUCACACACACACAGAGCCCCUCACACAAACAUACUGCACCCCUCACACACACUGCACCCCUCACACACACACUGCACCCCUCACACAAACAUAGAGUACCACUCACACAAACACACUGCACCCCAUACAUACAGAACCCCUCACCCAAACACACUGCACCCCCCACACACACACAGCACCCCUCACACACACACAUAGUACCCCUCACACACACACAGAACCCUUCACCUAAACACACAGCACUCCCUCACACACACACACACACACCACUCCUCACACAUGGCACCCUCACACAAACACACAGCAACCCCCACACAGCACCCCUCACACACACAGAGACCCUCACACAAACAUACUGCACCCCUCACACACAUACUGCACCCAUCACACUCACACUCUGCAUCUCUCACAUUCACAAACACACACUGCACCCCUCACACACACUGCUUCCCUCACACAAACAUACAGAACCCCUCACACAAACACACUGCACCCCAUACACACAGAACCCCUCACCCAAACACACUGCACCCCACACACACACACACACAGCACCCCUCACACACACAUAGUACCCCUUACACACACACACACAGAACCCCUCAUACAAACACACUGCACCCCACACACACAGAACCCCUCACACAAACACACACACAGCAUCCAUCACACACCCCGAACCCCUCAAACACACACAGACCCCUCACACAAACACAUUGCACUACAUACACACAUAACCACUCACCCAAACACACUGCACCCCCUCACACAUACACACACAAAACCCCACACACACAGAACCCUUCACACAAACACACACACAGCAUCCCUCACAAAAAGUUACUCCUGGGGCAGAGUGUGAUGACAUAUACUUGCCUUAACUUCUAGCUUCUUGAUGCUGCUCUUAUUCUAUGUCCAGGUCUACAGCUGAUGGUGGCUUCAUCUGGUAGAAGCUGUGUCACUUUUGUACUCUUGUAAAUUAAUGGGAGUACAAAUUGAGGGUCUGCAGAAGAUCCUGAGAGAUCAUAUGAUCUCCCAUUGCUAAACUUGUGCAACAGUGGUGAGAUACCAUAGACAUCUAUUGCUCAGUUAGUGAAAUUGUAUCUGCUUCCACUGGCCAUCACAAGUGUCUGUUGAUGAAAUGGGCAGCAUAUGGCCGUGGAAGCGACAUUUUGCUAAAUGUAUUUGCUAAAGUAGUCCUUGAUUUGUCUCAUACGCCUCUUCAGGUUGUAAUGGAUUCUAUUUGAUCUAAGGAGAGGUCUGACUGCCAUUCUGGGGGUCACGUUUGUUGUUGAGUGCUUCCAAUUGGGUUGUAUUGCCUUUUUUUUGGAUCAACAGCAAAAACUUAUAUAGGAGAGGCAGAACAUGAUGGACUUUUUUCAGCCUAUAUAACUAUGUAACUAGUUUUAUGUAAAAUUAAAAAUGACACUUUUUGAUAUUUGUAGUGUCUUUUAUUCAAUUAAAGGUAUGUUCAAGUUAACCUCUCUCCUCUUUCUUGACCACUUUGCUGCCUGGCUAGCCUUCUUCCUCUCUUCUAAUAUUCAAUCCCUAAUUAUUGGGGACUUCCAUAUUCCCAAUAACCCACCUUUAACCUCAGCAGCCUCUAAACUACUUUCAAUUACUUCCUCCCUCGGGUUAUUGCAGUGGGCUAUUUCUCCCACCCAUGUAGCUGGCAAUACCCUCGACCUCAUUUCCUCUUAUGCAUGUACAGUAUCUAAUAUCUGCAACACUCCAUUUCCUCUCUCAGAUCACCACCUCUUAUCAUUUACUCUCGAGUACCCCGUCACCCAACAACCUCAGCCUAACCCCCCCUCAACUCAGGAGGAACCUUAAUUCUAUUGACCUCCACCAGCUGUCAGCUGAUAUUGAUUAAAAACUGCUAUCCAUACAUCUCCUGUCCCUCACUGGCCAUCUCCACAUAUAACACUACCCUCACCUCUGCCUUGAACGCUGCAGCCCUGCUCCAAACAUGCACCUCGAAGAGGAUGCAACCCCAACCAUGGCAUACUAAAUCAACACGCUAUCUGCAAAGUUGCUCCCGUUGUGCUGAACGCUCCUGGAGGAAGUCUCGCACCCAGUCAGACUUUCUCCAUUAUAGAUUCAUAUUGUGUUCUUACAGCCCUUGCCCUCACCAAACAGUCAUACUUUUCCUCUCUCAUUAGUUCAUUCUCCCGCAAUCCAAGGCGUCUCUUUGACACCUUUAACUCUCUUCUUCGCCCUGCUGGGAUCACCUCCCAAACUAACCUUACAGCUGAUAGCUUUGCAUGCUACUUUACCAACAAGAUUGAACAGCUAAACAAAGAAUUCUCAGCACCCCCAGUCCCCUUUGCACACUCAGUAGCCCAUGUCCCCCUUGCACAUCCUCAAACCCAUACCCCCUCUCAGACCCAGCUGCCCAUGUCCUUCUCUCACAUCAUCAAGCCCCAUGUCCCCUUCGUACACCCUGCAGCCCCAUGUCCCUAUCCUACAGUCCCCCACACUCAACAUCCCCUAUCCUCCCCUUACAAACACAUCCCAUAUUACCCCACACACACGCACACUCAAGGGCAAUCUUGAGAGACAUUGAAAAGAUAUGCCAACUUUGGAGACGUGUGCAUGUCAUUGGUGAUUACGCAACUUGCACUCUCUCUGGCUGAUCUGCCUUUAAAUGUUCAUGCUGAAUUUUUGUCCAGCCCUGAAAAAGACAACAGCUGCACUACAGUUCUGAGAAAUAGGUCACAGGGAAACUGCAUUCUAGAUGAGCUGUCUGAGUAAAACAAAUAGGUGUAUAAGCUUUAAUGCAUAUGGAUACUAUAGCAAUAAAAGCGUUAUCUAUGAUUUGAAACAAACACUCAAAAUUCAGGAGAAAUACAAUACAUACAUUAAAAACAAAAGAAAAGAGUUACAUGAACACUUUUCCAAAUAUCUAUGCACAUAAAUAAAUAACUGAAGGUUUUUAGUAAAACUCUAUGAGAGACCACCCUGUCUCUGUAUUAUUAAAGCUUUUUCCCCAUUCUCCUGUUUGUUCGGUUCACCGUGUUCAUCUAAAGCUUUCUGCUUACUGUUCAAAUACCGAACAAAACUCACCAACUACCAGACCACCCGUAUGGUGCGUGUGCUGCUCGUUAACCUCCAUCACCCCUGUCAACACCUCAUUAACAUUUGUAACUGCAACGUUCUAAGUGAUCGACUGGGUGGCCGCCAUUCAUAUGUACAAACACGUGGUGACAGACAUCGUGAGCUGCGAAUGCAGGCAGGGGUGUUUGGUUGCUGAGUAUGUGGAACUGAAAUCGCAUACUCGACCUCGUGAACACCACUGAACUUCCAUCCCCACCUGUGUUCGGUUAUAUCCAUAUGAAAAGAACAAGGUUCGGUGCGAGCUUACUCCCAAAUGAGGGAGGGGAUUACCCUGUAAUGCUGAGUUGGAAACCCCUUGGAGGGGCUGUUACAUAAAAGGCUGUGUGUGGCCUCCAAUUAACUAGUUUGCCCCCAGCAUUCAGUCUCGACUAAUGUCUGUGGGGGAAAGCUAUACCUCCUAUAUCACUACUUUACCUGCUUUGGAUUAUCUUUGUUGGGAAACUCUGCUUGGGAUUGCUACAGCAUAACUCACACAAGGGGGAAAAAGAACAUCUCUGGUGGUGAAACCCUUGUUCCUAUCCGGGUGGCCGCCACAAACUCCAAUGGCAAUUUCAAGUGUAAGCUUACCUGCCACAUCAAGGCAAACCUUAGGUGAGCCCUACACUAACAAUUUACCUUGCUACUUUCAGCUUCAGGUAAAAAACAAACCUCUAAUAAGACAGAGAGGGGUAUUAACCCCUGCACACUGAUUAACCCUUAGUAUGGAAAACGUGGGGUGGACAGUAGCAUUGUAAUAUGGCUGUGUGAUAAAAAUGCACACAUGAGAUGAUCUGCUUUGAUAUAUAAUUAUAUCUAGAAUAUGAAUUGUGCCUGAACUGUAAUAAUCAGUUGAAUACUUCUCAAUAGUGGGUUCAUUUAUGUGUGUUUAAAAUGUAUUUUAAGACAGACAAUUCAAACAGUAAAACAGCAUCUUAAAUGACCACCAACACCCAUAAAGCACUUCAGCUUGUUGGAGUGCUUUAUGGGUAAGGAGUAUCCCUUUAAAAAGGCACUUUGGUUUCUUUCUACAUAAGAGUGUCUGCCUACCCCCUGCAUUGACUGUAUGUAAUAAGAAAUGCAACUUUUGCAAGUUAUUUACCAAUCUGCCCCCUAUGAAUUCAUACAUAAAAAAUUUAUGUAUGUAUUAAUUGGGGUACAUCUAUGAAACAGUGAUUUUCAUUUUAUUCAUAAUUUUACCUGUGGAAUUAUUCAUUUUGAUAUUAAACAUACCUUUUGAACGGGCACCAACACUUCUUAAGUGGAUGUAAUAGCUUUUGGCCUCACAUUCAUGCUGUGUUUUUCUCCUUGUCCAUAUUUCUGUAACUUUGCUUAAAAAAAAAAGUUAUUCUACUUUAACCCCUUAAGGACAGCGGGCGUUCUAUGCCGUCAUUUUUGGGGUGGCUCUAAACGCCAGCAGGUGGCAUAGAACAUCCCCGCUGUCCUUAUUACUUACCCAAUCAGUGUUGCUCCUGGUCUGGGCGGACUGCCUGACAGCCCAGACAGUCCCCCCUCAGCAAAUUAGGCCCCCUCUGGCCAUGUGAUCGCUCUGAAAGAGCGAUCACAUGGCCACAAUAGGCGUCCAUAGUGCUGCUGCAGGGGGACUGCCUGGGCUGUCAGGCAGUCUCCCUGCUGCUGUAAAAUAAAAGAAAAUAUUUUAGUAAAUAAAAAAAAAAUAUAUAUAUAUAUAUAGUGUAGCCCUCUUGGUUUUAAUAUAUAUAUAUAUAUAUAUAUACACACACACAAACACACAUACACACCAACAGAGUUGUGGUGGGGAAUAAAAGUGUGAAUGAAAACCCUUUCCACUUGAAGGAAGUGGGUAGUUAAUACAUUGUUAAACACAAAUACACAAACCAGUCAAGACAUAAGACUUGCUUUUCCAACAGAAAUCUGAAAUUAACAGUGCUCUCACUACUGCAGGGGAUUCUGGGUAGGCGUAUGCAAAGGAGCUCAACAAAGAACCACAUUUUUGCCUCAUAAUUCCACUUUGGCUCAGUUCCACUUUGGAUUCCUUGGAAUAUGUGUCUGCUGUAUACAACAGCUUUGAAACACAACUCAGGAAGAGGAGCAAAGCCAGAGAACCACUCAUGGACAGCUGUUUCUCUGUUAAUGCAACUCUUCAGUAUAUAUAUAUAUAUAUAUCAUACUAAGUGUAUUUUUUUAUGAAUAUAUGCAUAUAUUAAUAUAAGAAUACACUUAGAAUUAAACAUACAUAUAUAUAUAUAUAUAUAUAUAUAUAUAUAUAUAUAUAGUAAAAAAUACAUAAUAAGUAAAUAAAAUAAAAAAAUAACAUAAUAAAAAAUAUCUUUUUAAAAAUGUAUACAUAUAUGUAAUUUCAUUCUAACUGUAUUUUGAUAUGAAUAUAUCCUCAGGCAGAAAGUCCAGAAAAUUUGCUGAAUGCAAAUAUUAGUGUUUCAUACAGUAAAACGUAUCAGAUAUUGUUAGUGAAAGUGCUUUUUUGCAUUUUUUACACACAAACGGCACUUUCACUGAUGAUAUUUUUGUGAUACGUUUUACUGUUUUGAAACAUUUAUAUUUGGGUUCAGCGAAGUCUUCCGAGUAUAAUAGUACCCCACAUGUACAGGUUUUAUAGUGUUUUUGAAAGUUACAUGGUCAAAUAUAAGGAUUGCUUUUCUGUUUUUUUACAUUGAAAUUUCCCAGGCUGGUUAUGUUGCCUUUGAGAGCGUAUGGUAACCCAGGAAUGAGAAUUACCCCCACGAUGGCAUACCAUUUGCAAAAGAAGACAACCUAAGGUAUUGCAAAUGGGGUAUGUUCAGUAUUUUUUUGGAGCCACUUAGUCACGAACACUGGCCAAAGUUAGCGUUCAUAAUUGUUUUUUGCAUUUUUAACACACAAACAAAUAUAAAUGACUUUAUGUCAGUGUUUGUGACUAAGUGGCUACUAUAAAAGACUGGGCAAACUCCAUAUUGAAUACCCUGGGUUGUCUACUUUUGCAAAUGGUGUGCCAUCAUGGGGCUAAUUCUAAUUCCUGGGCUAAGAUACGAUCUCAAAGGCAGCAUAACAAGUCUGGCAAAUUUCAAUGUGUAUAAACUGAAAAAUUAAACAUGCUAGGUUUGGCACUGUAACUUCCCAAAACAUCAUAAAACCUGUACAUGGGGGUUACUGUUGCUGAAUAGAAAUAAGUGCAUUUUAUUGCAGUAAAAGCUAACAGUUAAAAUGCCACGCAGAAAUAAAACAAUUUUUAAAAAUCUUAAUUUCUCACACUUUUUUAUAUUUUAGUCAUAAUAAUUCAUGUUUCAUAUAUGAAUAGUUCAUGUGUAAUGAAAGCCCUGUUUCUCCUUAACAAAAUUAUAUACAAUAUGUGUGGGUGCACUUAAUAUGAGGUGAAAUACGGUUGAACAGACAUAUAGUGCAAAUUCCAGUUUUUGCUUACAUUUUGUUUUGAUCACAAUGUGUACAACUGGCUCAGUCCUUAAAAGAGCACUAUAGGGUCAGGAACACAAACAUGUAUUCUUGAACCCAUAGGGUUAAAACCACCAUCUAGCCACCCUGGUCCACUCAUGCCUCCCUGAAUAUAGUAAAUCUUACUUGUGUUCAAGUCUGGAGCUGCUUGCUUUGUGCCUGUUUCCUCUAGACCUGCCCACUGCCUGCUGACAUCAGCAGAAGUUGUAGCCUGAUCCAAUCACAAUGCUUCCCCAUACGAUUGGCUGAGACAGACAAAGAUUCAGAUCAGGGGCAGAGCCAGCACAAUUCAAACACAGCCCUGGCCAAUCAGCAUCUCCUCAUAGAGAUGAAUUGAAUCAGUGAAUCACUAUGAGGAAGGUUCAGUGUCAGCAUGCAGAGGGUGGGGACUCUGAAUGUUUGGAUGCAUUUUAGGCAGCCAUAACCCAGGAAGGAUCUUUAACAGCUAUCUGAGGAGUGGCCAGUGAAAUUAUCACUAGGCUGUAAUGUAAACACUGCUUUUUCUCUGAAAAGACAGUGUUUACAGCAAAAAGCCUGAAGGUAAUGAUUCUACUCACUAGAACAAAUUCAAUAAGUUGUAGUUAUUCUGGUGACUAUAGUGUCCCUUUAAGGGGUUAAACAGCUUAAUUCCACAAACUUAGCCACGUCUCCCCUUUUCACAAAACAUCUUCCUUACUGGAAUGUAAAUAGUUUAGUUUAGCCAAUGAGAGAUCAUUGUAAGCUGUGCUGCUGACUUGACUCCAGGAACAGCCAACCAAUGCCCUAUUCUUAUUACGAUAGUAUUUUAUUUCAACGCUGUUCUAAGGGGAAAAGAGACAUAUAAGAAGAAGACAGUGAUUGUGGGGCUGAGCUGAGUAUAUACUCAGAGUAUGUCUAAUAAGGCAGUUGCGUUGGGACCAAAGCUUUAUUGUGAUUUGACACUUUUGUCAUGCGUUCAUUCCACCACAAUUUCCCUCUUUCUAUUUAAGCGCACUCAUACAUAUAUUAUUUUAUAAAAGAAGAAAUAUGGCUUUCUUUCUCUACCCCUAAUCCAACUCAAUAUCCACUGUCUAAUCCAAAUUGUAUUCCUACGCAUAAUCCAACCCUAAUCCCACCCAUAAUUGUACUCACAAUCCUACCCAUAAUUCUACUCACAAUCCUACCUAUAAACCUAGUCCUAAUCCCACCCUCUAAUCAAGAAGUUCAGCAAUAUAGCUGUGGAUGUCUCUAUAUUAAAAAUACAGAAAGAUAAGUCCUCACUCCCAUCACUCCUGGGCGGCAGCAACGACCACAGUACACAUCAGCCGCAAUACAUACAGUAAAAACAAAAGAAAAAGUUACCUGCGCUCUCUCCUUAAUCCCUAUGUAUAUUUAAACAAAUGGAGGUCAUUUAGUUACUCCAAUGGCCAUUGGAAGGAAUGCCCACCUGCCAACAUCAAGGCAGACCCUCUCUAAGCGGGUCCUACACUGACCCUUCACCUUGCUUCCUUGAGCUUCUGCCAGAGAUAUGAGACAGAGAGGGGUAUUUUUUAUAUACACCCCUAUAUACGUAUUAACCCUUAAUAGGGAAAACGUGGGAUGGGCGGCAGCAUUGUAACAAGGCUGUGUGAUACAAAAAGUGAAUACAAAUACAAAAAGAUAAGUCCUGCGCUCACUCCCAUCACUCCUGGGCGGCAGCAAAAUGGCCAUUGGAGUAACUAAAUGACCUCCAUUUGUUUAAAUAUACAUAGGGAUUCAGAAGAGAGCACAGGUAACUUUUUCUUAUGUCUCUAGAUUAAUCUUGUACCCAAGGAGGUAAAUAGGUCCUACAAGGGAGGUAUAGAGAAGAUAGCAUUGUGCAGCAGUGUGACCAAAUCAUUCUAUCUGUAGUAUUUUCAGCUAUGAGGUUUAUUUUUGUUUACAGUUUUUGGGGGGAUAAACCAUUAGCAGAUAGCUAAUUGAAUACCAGCAGAAUGUAAGGUAAUAUAUAUUUUUUUUUACUUAUUUAUUUAAUUUGAAUGGGAGAGCACAGCCACUAUUUUAUUUAUCAUUAGUAUUCUGUGUAACUAAACAAUUUAUUUUUGUCAACUGUAUAUUAAAUGCCUUAUUUCCCUUCUUGCUUUAGUUUUAUUUGUUUUUUUUAACUUGAUGCAGACUUUUUUUGGGUGAUGCAAGUUUUCAGGGGAACAAUUAGACUUUAAUUGUAAAUGUCAAGGGGCUGUGUUUACCAAUAGUUUGUCAUCCCAAGUAGGUUUCUAAGCAUUUACCUCUCAUAAUCAGUAAAAAAGACUCAACUAUUAUUUUCUGUAGAUUAAUCCAUUAGCAUCAACAUUAAAAUCAGGGAACAGUUUGACCCAAAAUGGUGUUUAUAAUGCCUCAAGCAGGGUUGCCAUCAUAUAUUCUACAGAGCUUAAAACAUGGAGUACGAGGCACUCCAGUGUAUGUGUGUUUGUAAGGGAUAUAGUGAGUGUAUGGUGGCUGCAGUGUGUAUUUAUAGUAGAUACAGAGUGUGUAUGUGUAUAGUGGAUGCAGUCGCUGUAUAGUGAGUGCAGUGCGUGUGUAGUGCAUGCAGUGUGUGUUUACUGGGUACAGUUUGUGUGUAAAGUGGAUUCAGUGUGUGUAUAGUGGAUGCAGUUUGUAUAUAUUGUGGGUGUAGAGUGUGUCUAGUGGAUGUAGUGUGUGUAGUGGAUAUAGUGUGUGUUUGUGUAGUGGAUGCAGUGUGUGUAUAAAUGUGUGGGGUUGGUUAGGGGCUGUGUACUGUGGUCAAUGAGUUUUUUUUGUUUUGUUUAGUUUUAAGUUGUUUUCCCCCUCCCUGCCUCUUCCAUGUGGCCAUUGAGCUUGGAUACUAGAUUCUGGUGUUCUGGUGGCACUGGGCAAGCUCCUAGCUUGCUGUCUUAAGUAGUGAGGGCACAUAUGUGUGUGUAAGGGAUGUUGUGUGUGUGUGUAUAUGGUGGAUGCUCUGUGGACAGUGAGUAGUUAUAUUGUUUUUUUCUUUUUUUUUUUUAUAUUAAGUUUAUUCCCCCUUUCUUGCCUCAUACCUGUGGCCAUGGAGGGGGGACACGACAUUCCUUGGGGUCUGGUGGCACUGUGCAAGCUCCGAGCUUGCUGUCUUGAAUGGUGAACGGGGUCCCAAGAUACUCCAGCUUCCACCUCUGGCAGGUUCUCUCCCUUUCCUGCUAGCCUGUACUGUGCUGUGUCUGAGCAUUGCAACACUUUGACAGCUGGACCAACUCAUCACUAUUGAAGCCAGCAGUGGUCCAGAGAAAUAUAUGGCCUAGGACCGAUAUACAGCUUUACUGGUUGUACCUACUGAUGUGGGCCAUGGCAUUGAGCAUUGCUCAUAAUCAGUUUGAAUGAAAACUUCCUCUGCAACACAAGUUAGUGUUGAUGCAUUAAAACACAGGAGAUAUUGAGAAGAUGUAUAGUAAGUCUUCAGAUAAGAUUUAAGUGGUGUGCAAAGUGGUACUGAAAUACAUUUCUUUUUCUUAGGUUCCAUAAUGAGCUCUUCUCCAGUACAGACUUUUCAGGGAAACCUACCUCCUGAUUCAACAGAACAAAAAGGUCCAACACCAAGUUCUGCUGUUGGGGACAUUAUGUUAAAUUCUGUGACUUAUCUUGAUAAGAUUCAGAAAAUAUCAGAAGAUGGAAAUCAAGAGGUUGAUGAUGAGAUUGUUGAUGCCAUGCAAGACAGCGCCUCUUGUAAGUACAUGUCCAUAAUGUGGUCUCUUGACAGACCUCUGCUGUUCAAGCCUGAGGGAAUAUUUUUAUAUGUUUCACCUGGACCAGAUACAAUGUCACUAUGAUUACAAUUUAUUUACAAAUACCUUUUAUGUAAGCAAGAAUAUUUUUAGGAAAUCCUUUACAUUGAAAGUGUGGGUAUUUUUGGUUAAAGAAACACUCCAAGCAACAUAACCACUACAGUCCACUGGUGGGGUCUGCCAGGGACCAGUCUGAGCCUCAGCUGAAGCUGGAUGUCUCAGAACAUAGCUAACCCCAGACUUAGUUGACUUAGUUGGCACUACUAGCCAUUAUUUAACAGUUUGAUUACUUCCAAUAGGGUUGGUACCAAGAUAGUCCUGACAUAACUACUACAGUGGGCUGUAGUGGUUAUGGUGCUUGAAAUGGUCCUUUAAGCCAAAUGGUGGUCACAUAAUCAUUUUCAGCAUUUUUGAUUUUCAGUAUACAUUUUGUCUACUCAUUAUUGUAAUAUGUAUUAGUAGAAAUUAUGCAUUUUUGUUUAGAAACUGUAGUUUUUGUUAAAUUUGUUUUUCAGAAAUUAUGAAAUAAAAACAGAGUGCAGCAUUGGAGCUCUGGGUCCCAAAGAACAUAGAUAGAAAUAAAAAUCAAUGGUUUUAGAUAUAUAUUUUAGGAUCACAUUAUAGGAAGGCAAUUAAUCAUUCUUUGUUGAAAUGUCCUCAUGUUAUCCAAACCUGGAAUGAUCUCUUCCCAAAGUGUACAUAUAUUAACAUUCCCAGAAGUGCAAUUAAAUUAUGCAUGAAAAUAUUUAGCUUUCACCAACCCCCGAAUAAACUCAUUUUAAAAUUAACCCUUUCUUUUUAAUAAGCUCAUGAUUGUUUUUAUCUAAUUAAUUGAUUUCUUUGAAGAUGUAAUCCUGCAUCUCAUUGCUAGUUUGAUUUACAAUUAUAAGAAGAAGAAAAAUCUGAACUCAUGUUUUUCACGUUUAAUAAUCUAAUCUUUAGUGGAAAAAAUCAUGUAAUUUCACACCAGAUAAAAGACUUGUAGACACCCCUUGUAUCUGUAACCAUCUGUUCCCUCCAGUUUAUUAUAACAUCACAUUUGGAAUUUUCUUAAAGAUGAAUCCUAAAGUGUGAAGAGAAAACAGGGUAUUUUUCAAUUAAUGGCAUCAAUGCACAUAGUUCCACUGUGAAAUCCUUUUGAUAGUUUUUCUGAGGAUAGCUCAUUACAAACUGAGUGCAUCAAUUGGCAAAAUAUAGCAACUAUUCUGCGUUAAGCUUCAACACUCCAGUAGCUCUGAAACCAAUCAAUGUACCUGCACAGAAUAAAAAUAGGUGUCAUUUAUUUGUCUUUAUAUUUUGGGGUACACACAAUGUUCAUUACUAUGUUGGGUUCAUAUAGGUUCAUCAUUUGCACAUAAGAAAUAUCAUGCAGUUUCUUGGAAUGUCACAUUGACAUUCUGUUAGGGAAAACUGUGGAUCAUGCUGAGUGCUAAGUGUUCCUUAUCAGCGGCAUUGUUCUUCACAGUGUUCUUUGGAAUUCCCCCGCUAAAAAGGCAUUUUAAAUGCUGUGGGGAAUAAAACUGCUCUGCAUUACUAAAUGCCAAAGAAGGGACUAAGUGGGCUCAAGAGGUGAUAAUUCUUGGGCUAAAGUCUAAGAAUAAUGAAAAAUCUCUCAGUUCUUCACAGGGUGAUUGAUGAGUCAAAGAGACACUUCAGGCAGCCACAUAUCUCAACAAUGCAGUAAAAACAAGUCAGACUUAUGUUUCCAAUUUAAGGAACACUAUCGUGUUUGGAAAAUAAAUUUAUCUUUAACACUAUAGUGACCUGGUAACUCAUUAGGGUACUGGCCCCCGAUGUGUGAAAGAGAAAUUUGAUUUACUUACCUUUUCUCCCUCACCAUGGUGUUCUCCCUGUGGCCAGCCCGGCAUUCUUGGCUAAAAUAGGAAAUCAUUGAGGGGCUAGUGUGCAUGUGCUGCAAAACACCCCGCUGCGACAAGUUUCACUUGGCUAUAUUGGUAGAAGUGCCUCUAAUGCCUGUCAGAGAGUGAGCUGGGCUAUGGAGGCAUUGGAACUGAUGAGGGCAGUGAAAUGAGAAAAGCAUCACCCAGGAACAUGGUAAGCUUUUCUAAAGAGGGUGUUUUUAGUGACUUCUUAAAGAACUAGAGGCUAGGACAUAGUCUGAUGGCACAAGGCGCAGAAGCUAGAUUUUACAUGUUGAGUGAGGGGCACAUUGACAGUGCAGGUUAGAAGUUGGUGGUCAGACUGUGGGAAAGGUGUGUUAGAGACAGAGCAAAGGUUGUAGAAAACAAGGUUUAGUGUAUUGCCUGCUAUGUGUGUAGAAGUGUUGGUCAAUUAAGUAAGGCCAAUGGAGGAGGGGAUAGAUAGAAGAAAAAGAAAAAAAGGUGUGUCAGCGCUUCUAGUGUGCAAAAUAACAAGAGGUGUAAAACAAGGAGUAUCCCCCUACACCCUAAAAUCAAUAAAGUUAAAACCAGAAAGACAGUUACCCUCUGUGAACAUAAAAUAUACCUACUGAUGGUAGCAUGUAAUUGAUAAAAACGGGACAUAUGCAUGUAAUCUAAAAAAUAUUAAAACAAGAAAACAUAGUGCAGACUUUAUAAAAAGGUGCUCUAAAAAGAGUAUUGACAGUAACACACUUGAUCCAGGGCCCUCCCAGGCUCUGUAUGUAAGGCUUCCGGUUGCCUAUACAGGCUGCAGAUGAUAACUGGAUCAGGACACAGCAGUAUUCACAAAGGACUUGGUGAAGUAUUGUUCCAAAAUGUAUUUUAAAUCUAUAUUUAAUGUACAUAAAAUAUACAGGGACUGGGAAUAAAAGGUAAAGCAGUAGAAAAGGGCCAAAAUGGCAAAGAUCACCACAUUAUAUACAGUGCCUUGCAAAAGUAUUCACCCCCUUGACUUUUUACCUAUUUUGUUACAUUACAGUCUUAAGUUUAAUGUUUUAUUAAUCUGAAUUUUAUGUGAUGGAUCAGAACACAAUAGUCUAAGUUGGUGAAGUGAAAUGAGAAAAAUAUAUACAUAAAACUUUUUUUUGGAAAUAGAAAACAGAAAAUUGGCAUGUGUGUAUGUAUUCACCCCCUUUGUUAUAAAGCCCAUAAAAAGGUCUGGUGCAAUCAAUUACCUUCAGAAGUCACAUAAUUAAUGAAAUGAUGUCCACCUGUGUGCAAUCUAAGUGUUACAUGAUCUGUCAUUACAUAUACACACCUUUUUUGAAAGGCCCCAGAGACUGCAACACCUAAGCAAGAGGCACCACUAACCAAACACUGCCAUGAAGACCAAGGAACUCUCCAAACAAGUAAAGGAUAAUGUUGUGGAGAAGUACAACUCAUGGUUAGGUUAAAUAAAAAUAUCCAAAUCUUUGAUGAUCCCCAGAAGUACCAUCAAAUCUAUCAUAACCAAAUGGAAAGAACAUGGCACAACAGCAAACCUGCCAAGAGACGGCCGCCCACCAAAACUCACAGACCGGGCAAGGAGGGCAUUAAUCAGAGAGGCAGCACAGAGACCUAAGGUAACCCUGGAGGAGCUGUAGAGUUCCACAGCAGAGACUGGAGUAUCUGUACAUAGGACGACAAUAAGCCGUAUGCUCCAUUGAAUUGGACUUUAUGGCAGAAUGGCCAGAAGAAAGCCAUUACUUUCAGCAAAAAACAAAAUGGCAUGUUUUGAGUUUGCGAAAAGGCAUGUGGGAGACUCCCAAAAUGUAUGGAGGAAGGUGUUCUGGUCUGAUGAGACUAAAAUUGAACCUUUCGGCCAUCAAAGAAAAUGCUAUGUCUGGCGCAAACCCAACACAUCACAUCACCCAAAGAACACCAUCCCCACAGUGAAACAUGGUGGUGGCAGCAUCAUGCUGUGGGGAUGUUUUUCAGCAGUCGGGUCUGGAAAAAUGGUCAGAGUUGAGGAAAAGAUGGAUGGUGAUAAAUACAGGGAUAAUCUUGAGCAAAACCUGUACCACUCUGUGCGUGAUUUGAGGCUAGGACAGUGGUUCACCUUCCAGCAGGACAAUGACCCCAAACACACUGCUAAAGCAACACUUGAGUGGCUUAAGGGGAAACAUGUAAAUAUGUUGGAAUGGCCUAGUUAAAGCCCAGGCCUCAAUCCAAUAGAGACAUAGUCUAUGUGGUGAGACUUAAAGAUUGCUGUUCACAAGUGCAAACCAUCCAACUUGAAGGAGCUGGAGCAGUUUUGUAAGGAGGAAUGGGCAAGUGUCCCAGUGGUAAGAUGUGGCAAGCUCAUAGAGACUUAUCCAAAGUGACUUGGAGCUGUGAUUGUCGCAAAAGGUGGCUCUACAAAGUAUUGACUUUACGGGGGUGAAUAGUUAUGCACAUUUACUUUUUCUGUUAUUUUGUCCUAUUUGUUGUUUGCUUCACAAUAAAAAAAAAAAAAAAGUUGUAGGCAUGUUCUGUAAAUUAAAUGAUGCAAAUUAUCAAAUAAUCCAUGUUAAUUCCACGCUGUGAGGCAACAAAACACGAAAAAUGCCAAGGGGGGUGAAUACUGUUGCAAGGCACUGUAUGCAGUCCACAAGUCUAUUAUGGAGUCUUUCUCAGUGCUAUCAAUUACAUGCAUAUGUCCUGCUACCAUCAGUAGGUAUAUUUUAUGUUCACAGAGGGAAACUGUCUUUCUGGUUUUAAUUUUAAAGCCAGAUAGAAGCCUAGAUGCAAUUGAGUUGUUAGGUAAAAGGGAUGUUGAAUUCAUCGAGGAUGAGGGAAGGAAUGUCAGAAGAGAGAAAUUGAGGAAGCCAACAAUAAAAUUGGCAGAGGAAGCGUAAAGGAGAACCGGGAGGGUGUUGGUAACAGUAACAUGGGCUGAUGUAUGGAGAUGUGAAAUUAAAUGUGAAUGACAGUAAACUUUUUGAUAUUACAGAUUGAGAUUGCAUUCCAAAGGGCACAGUGGAAGGAAUGUGAUAAGGUUAAGUGACAGGGUAUAUAUAUAACAGAUUUUAAGUUGUUCUGGUGGAGCUGUGAGUAGGGUGGGAAGCAUAGGGGUCAGGAUUAGGAGACACAUCUCCAGCUGCUUAAAGCAAAGGGAUGGCCAGAGAAAGAAGGUGGGAAUGGGACUUAAAUAUAUGUGUGGGACUUUUAGUUUUAGAAGUGGGAGGACAAGCAGAUGUGUGAAAGAAUAACAUGGGAUGAAACAAGGGAUGAAGGCAGUAUAAAAAGAGCAAUGCAGAUUGAGUUACAUGGAGAUGGUGGGUGGAAGGAAAGGUGAACUUUUUGAAAAAACAGACAAAAAGGAAAGGGAAAAUGUAAGAAUGAGAACAUUAGAUAAUUACCUUUAUAAAGUAAUAAAGGAAGAAGUGUCAGGUAGUGUGGCAGUUUAACAGCAAGGUAGGAAUAGUUGUCUGCAGAGAGGAGCUAGCAGCUGAUGACCAUGAGUGAGUAAUUGUUAUAUAUAUAUAUAUAUAUAUUAUAAACAGGACCUAGGGGUGGGUUAUGGGAGGCGAAAGAGAGUGUGUUGUUGCCAGAAUUGUUUGCAAGAGUUGCAAGAGACUGCGGCUCUAAAAGAGAAGAGGUUAAAAGGUGAAAUAGGUGCUAUUUGGCUCAUAGAGUUUACAAGGAACAGGUAAAAGUCUGAUGACACUAGGGGUAAAAUAUUCUGUAAGCAUACGACAUAUAAUUCUGGUAUAAAAAAAAAUGUAAAAAAUUAAAACAGAAGAAAUAUCAAUUGGACAAAAGGGAACACAGCAGAUGUAGGUGGGGUGAUGAGUAGAUGAAGUAUCCCAGGUGUACUUUGUAACUCUUACGGUAAGGCAGUCUGUAAAAUGCUUAUGUGCUGUAGUCUUGAUGACUUAAGUUCUCAGGAGCCCUUCUGCGAGUGUGUUGUUGCCAGGUUUGUCAGCAAGCGACUGAGGCUUGCAGUUCUUAGUCAAUCAAACAUAAACAAAAAUGAACACAAACAGUCUAGACAUGAAAUGAAUUGUACUUUAAAAGAUAUGAAUAAUUGUGUACCCACCAUGAGACAAGUAGUGUGCCCGGGUCACUGACAGUCACUACGACAUAGACCGCAAUUGAUUGACAUAUAAAUGCUUUUAAACUUUUUACAGGUGAUCGUAAAAAUAAAAGAAGAAUUAGAACCACAUUCACCAUUGAUCAGCUGAACGAGUUGGAAAGAAUAUUUCAAGUAACACAUUACCCAGAUGUGCAGACACGAGACCAGUUGGCGGCAAAAAUCAAGCUCCCCGAAACACGUGUGCAGGUAUGUCUGCAAAGUGUGAUAAAUAAUUAGCUAAUAAAGUAACAUCAUAUGUGCCCAUAUGUCUUUUGCAUUUGCAUCAUUUUAAACUUGCAUUUCCUGGCAAUAAAUGACAUUCAAUAUUUUUCAGCUCUCUCAAUAAAUAUAUAGAUUAAAUAAAAAGCAUUCUACAAAGUUUGUUAGAAUAAUCAGCAUUUUAUGCCACUGAUUUUGCAAUGUAGCAAUCAUGCAAUGGGUUACUUAUAAUGUGACAUAUUUGAGAAUAAAAAUAGCUAUUUACAAGUGUGAUAAUCUGUACUGUUUACAAACUGUCAUAACUGUCAUUCACAGAAUAAGAAUGAUUUUGUGAAAGAAAAAAACAUUCUCAAUUAUUUUAGGAUAAGCAUAAAUAUAAUAAAGAUAGGAAUAAACCACGCACUGUAUGUUACGGAAAAAUAAUGAGACUUAUGGAGAUUUUUUAUAAACACAGUAUCAUUAGGAAUACUAUUACUUUUAAAUCAAACUAUUUACCAUGCUGUGUAUUGCUUCAUUAGAUGUUAAAUGGAUUAUUUCUACAAUGGGAAUUAAAAUCAUAGGGAAUGCAUUAUACAAACUGGAAUUAUUACAUUGUUUAAAAUAAAUUUGCAUACCUCACAACAUUUAAAAUGAACAAAGAGGUAUACUUUCAUUUUAGGGGGGUGAGUGGGGCGAUGACAAGGGGCAGGGCUGUUCUGAGAAAUUUGGGUGACUUUCUAAUAACAAUUUAUACAAAUAUAUAAUUUAGAGCAAGAACAAUGUAUCUUACUUAUACAGACUUAUAUCUGAGCACAUUUAUUGUAGUUUACUGGGGGAAUUAUUGCUGUGGGGUUCUGUUAUACACUCAGACACAUCAACAAUAUGUCUACAAAAAAUAUCCUACAAAAAAAGAGAUUUUAGGAGAGAAAAAAGGGACGUAGGGAUUUUGGUUCAAAGUAGGGACUAUUGGGAGGUGUGAAUUUGAGAUAAAAAAUUUUGGAUCAUGUUAUUAUGGUUACUACUAGGACAUCUGUCUAUCUCUAGAUUAAGUUAUUUUGAGGGAAGCUCUACUUAUUAAAAUAAUAUCUCCAUGGAAUGCCAGUGAGCCUAAAACAACUCAGACAAAAGAAAAAAAAGGAAUAUUUUUUAUUAAGUUCUUUAAGGUUAUUAUUAUUAUUGGUAUUUAUAUUGUAAAUAUUGUAAUAUUGUAAAACGCUGCAGAAUUUGACGGCGUUCUAUAAGUAUCAUAAUAAUAAUAAUAAUAAUAAUAAUAAUAAUAAUAUAUAGUGCCAACUUAUUCUGCAGCACUUUACAAUAUUACUUAAGGGGGAUGUAAGAAUUAAUGAGACAAUUACAAAAUGUUAGAAGAACAACAGAUAAAUGAGGACCCUGCUCAAACAAGCUUACAGUCUAGAGGAGUGAAGUAUAAAGACACAAUAGGAAGGGCAUAGGGAUUGCAAACAACAAGGUAGAAAAGUAGCAGAACUGGGAGGUGAGAGGUUGCAACAUAUCCAUACGAAAUCGUGUCAUAUUUAGACAGAGAUAACUGGUAUAUCCUGGCAGAUCAGGGGCAGAGCCAGCACAAGCUAAACACAGCCCUGUCCAAUCUGCAUUUCCUCAUAGAAAUGCAUUGAAGCAAUGAAUCUCUAUGAGGAAAGUUCAGUGUCUUCAUGCAGAGGGUGAAGAUACUGAAUACCAGUGCUGCACACUGUGUAGCACUGCCCUAGGAAGCACAUCUAGUAGCCAUAUGAGGAGUGGCCAGCGGAGAUAUCCCUAGGCUGUAAUGUCAACACUGCAUUGUCUCUAAAAACACAGUAUUUACGCAAAAAAAGCCUGAAGGGAAUGAUUAUACUCAGCAGAACAAAUACAAAUGUUACCGCUCACUGACGAGAUCCAAAGAAGGCCAAAAUGUUUGUCUGGGGUUGCUGUACCUCUCUUGCUGAGAGAAUUUGCCAACAUUUCAAUCUGGACUGCCUUUAUGGGUGGGGUCGUUGAAUAUGUAAAUAUUCUAAUAUCCUACCCAGCCCACACUCACAGGCAGAGGGGACAAUUCUCAGGCUAGAGAAGUGAUACCUGACAUUUAGAGCUCUCUGACUGAGCUUGCAUAGCAUAAACACAUACAAGACUGUUGCUUAGAAAGACAGGUUUUGCCCUAAGAGAGGUUAUCCACAUUUGAAUUCUUUUAAAACGCAAGCCCUCAUCUUAAACAGUAAUUUCUUUAUCUUAACAAGCCUGUUUUUCCUUUUCUUCAUUUGCUUUCUAAAAAAUGAUGUUUUUUUUUUUUUUUGUCCUUUUCUAUUCUCUGUUAACAUACCAUUUUAUUUCCAACUAAUAUCUAGUUCAGGGAUAGGCAACCAUUUAGUAGUACUGUGGUAAAACACAAUAUCAAAGUCCCUCAACCUGCCUGUUUAUUUUUAUUUUUUUAAAUAGAGCUCUUAAAGGGACACUAGAAUCAUUCCCUUCUAGCUUUUUGCAGUAAACACUGUCUUUUCAGAGAAAAUGCAAUGUUUACAUUACAGCCUAUUGAUAACUCCAGUGGCCACUCCUCGGAUGGCUGCUAGAGGUGCUUCCUGAAGCAGUGCUGCUCCAUUCAGUGUCUCCACCCUCUGCAUGCAGACACUGAACUUUCCUCAUAGAGAUGCCUUGAUUCAAUUCAUCUCUAUGAGGAGAUGCUGAUUGGCAAGGGCUGUGUUUGACUUGUGUUGGCUCUGCUCCUGAUCUUCCUUCUUGACAGUCUCAGCCAAUCCUAUGGGGAAGCAUUGAAAUUGUCUCAGAUCACCACCUUUGAUGAUGCAGACAGCAGGCAGGUCAGAGGCAGACGGGGACAGAGCCAGCAGUUGCAGACUUGAAUACAAGUAAGAUUUUACUAUAUUUAGGGAGGCAAGAGGGGGCCAGGGGGGGCUAGAUGGUGGCUUUAACACUAUAGACACUAUACACUAUAGAGUCAGGAAUACAUGUUUGUGUAUUUGACCCUAUAGUGCUCCUAAUAUUAAUAUUGCCAUUUUGAUUUUGUGUUAUUGGUGAUAUUCUAUUUUUGUAAUAUUGUAUUUUUGUGCUAUUGUGUAUGAUACCUAUGCAUCUGGGCUCUGUAUAGGGGCUGCUUGUGGAAUUGUGUGUUUGGAUGAUAUGUCACAUUGUGUGUUUGGUGGUGUGCUUAUGUAUGGGGCUGCUUAUGGUACUGCAUGUAUUGUGGGGUUGUGUGGAUUGUCAGUAGUGUUGUGUUUGUGGACACUGUGUGUCUGUUUGUGUGUAGGCCGCUUGUAUUAUUUGUGUGAGGGGGAGCUUCUACAGCUUUGUGUGUAUCAAUCAGUAUUCAUGGCUUCCCUGGGGUCCAGUGGGGACCAGGCUGGCCAGGUACAGGUCAAGGGCAGGAGCUGCUAUAGCUGCUGCAGGCUGAUUUACUCCGGUGUGGAUUUCCAUUUACAAGUGCUGGGAGGAAGUGAUCUGAGAUCACUUCCUCUAAGUGCUUCAAUGCGUGAAAUUAGGAUUGUCUCUCACCACCUGCAAUCUCCAAUCAGCGCUCAGUUUGCUCUAGCUCUAGCAGUUAUCUGAAUUCCCACUGAUACUCCUGAUAGGCCACAGCCUGUUUGGUUUUAGCAGCCUUGAGGGCUGUGUAAAGUCACCUUACGUGCCAUAGGUUGCUGACCACUUAUCUAGUUAGUAGUACCCUUAAAGGGACACUGUAGUCAUCAGAACAACUACAGCUUAUUGAAUUUGUUCUGGUGAGUAGAAUCAUUACCUUCAGGCUUUUUGCUGUAAACACUGUCUCUUCAGAGAAAAUGCAGUGUUUACAUUACAGCCUAGUGAUAACUUCACUGUCCACUCCUCAGAUGUCUGUUAGAGAUCCUUCCUGGGUCAUGACUGCCUAAAAUGCAUCCAAACAUUCAGUAUCUCCUCCCUCUACAUGCAGACACUGAACUUUCUUCAUAGAGAUUCAUUGAUUCAAUUCAUCUCUAUGAGGAGAUGCUGAAUGGCCAGGGCUGUGUUUGAAUCAUGCUGGCUCUGCCCCUGAUCUGCCUUUUUGUUAGUCUCAGCCAAUCCUAUGGGGAAGCAAUGUGGUUGGAUCAGGCUACCACUUCUGAUGAUGUCAGCAGACUGUUUGUUUUACUGAGGCAAACAGCAUGCAGAGUUCCAGCUUCAGGAUGAAUACAGUAAGAUUUUGCUAUAUGUAUAGAGGCAUGAGGGGCCCGGGGGGGCUAGAUGGUGGUUUAAACACUAUAGGGUCAGGAAUACAUGUUUGUGCUCCUGACCCUAUAGUGAUCCUUUAAAUAUUUAUAUGAUAUUUUCAAGUAUUAUUCCUGUAGCAGGUUCAUUAGUGGUUCAUUAACACGGUUUUAGCCAGUGCCAAGUACAACAGUUUAACAGAGAUGAAGAGAGUACAUGAAAAUAUCAAAUCACUUUCCCUGCAAUUAUUAUUAUUAUUAUGUUAUUUAUAUAGCACCAUCUAAUUCUGCAGCGCUUUACAAUGGCUGGACGAACAGAUGUGUAGUUGUAACCAGACAAGUUGGACACACAGGAACAGAGAGGUUGAGGGCCCUGCUCAAUGAGCUUACAUGCUAGAGGGAGUGGGGUAAAAUGACACAAAAAGGUAAGGAUAGUAUUAGACUAAUGACAGUAAUAGAGGACCACAAGCCUAUUUCUGAUGUACAGAACGGUGUCACAGACCACUACCAUUUCCAAGUUGCAGAAGAGAGCCAUAAUCUUAUUCAUAAUUAUAGAAUAGUGCCAGAUUUCUUCAUUUAAAAGAAGUUGCUGAGAACUUCAGAGAACUGUAGAACCUUCUUUCAUAAGUGAAGGAGAGCAAGAAAACCUUUUUAUUUAUUCAGAUAAUUAGAGUAUUCUAGGAGAACUAUGACAGUUAGAAUAUUCUUUCUCUUGAAUAAGAAUAAAACCCUACUUUUAGCUUGCUGUUAUUUUCAUGUAAAAUUUUAAUUCCACAUUCCACAGUGAGGGAAUGUAUUUGGCCACACCUUCACUGCUCCCUUCUUAAAUAUAAAAUAAUAAAAAAUAAUAAAAAGUCAAUAAACAAGUUGCCUGGAUGACUGUUAUCCAUGAAUCAAUUCAUGUUCUUUUUUUUUAAUUUGAGUAAUUUGGUUAUUUGGAACAAAUCACUCAAAAUUCAAAUUAAUGUGCAUUCAGACAAAAACAAACAAACAAGUUUGCUGAAAAUGAAAUAAAUGUUUUAUCUGUGUGGAAUGUCAUCACGUGUGAAUACAGUGUUCUAUGUGGAAUGUCAUCACAUGUGAAUACAGUGUUCUAUCAGUGUGGAGUGUCAUCACGUGUGAAUACAGUGUUCUGUCUGUGUGGAGUGUCAUCAUAUGUGAAUAUAGUGCUCUAUCUGAGUGAAAUGUUAUCACAUGUGAAUACAGUGUUCUGUCUGUGUGGAGUGUCAUCAUAUGUGAAUAUAGUGCUCUAUCUGUGUGGAAUGUUAUCACGUGUGAAUACAGUGUUCUAUUUGUGUGGAGGUUCAUCACGUGUGACUACAUGGCUUUAGCUGUGUAAAGUGCCAGCAUGUGUGAAUACAAGGUUCUAUCUGUGUUGAGUAUCUGCACAUGUGAACACAGGGUUUUAUUUUUGUGUGGAGUGCCAGCUUGCGCAAAUACAGGACUCUAUUUGUGCGGAGUGUCAGCAUGUGCAAAAGCAGGGCUCCAUCUGUGUGGAGUUCAGCAAGUGUGAAUUUCAAGGCUUUACCUGAAUGGAUUGUCAACAUGUAGAAAUGCAAGGCUCUGUGUGUAGAGUGUCAGCACGUGUGAAUGCAGUGCUGUGUGCAGUGUCAUUUGAUCACCACUAGUAUUUGUCAAUCUACCAGUCAGUUUUUAGAGAUUGACGGUGGUUUCAUCAAAUGAUCACUUUCAUCAUUUUUUAUACACAGAGUGUACUUAACAACAUGUUUAAAGCUACUUGAAUGUGAGUUUAUAUACAAUGUAAAAUAAAUAAUAUAAAUUAAUACACUUUGAUAUAUCAAGAGUGUUUCUCUUGAUUUUGUUUUAUAGAUUCAAUGUCUCAGGAGGAAAUAAGAUUCUGAGAAUUGUCAAUUACUUGAAGCUAACUAUAUUUAUAUUACUUGUCAGUGUAUCAACUACAUAGAUAAUCUUUCUAUUUCUCCUCUCACUUCUUAAAAAACAAAAAUAAGAUUUGGUUUCAAAACCGUCGGGCGAAAUGGAGAAAAUAUGAAAAACUUGGCAAUUUUGGGGGCCUUCAGCACCUGACAACAGUAGACAUGAUUCCUGCUCCAAAACCAGACCCCAUGGUAAGAUACUGGGCAUUAGAUAUGACUUAACCUGGGUAGUCUACUGUAGUUCCUGCUAAACUAGAUUUUCUAUAAUGUAAAACUAAGUUUUCCAGAGAACUAUGGAAUACAUACAAAUCAAGAGGUUAACAUAUAUACUUGAGAUGACUGCUUAAUAUUGUGUUUGCUUAAUAUGAUAGAAAUAAAGAGAGGACAGCUUAAUAUGGUACAAGCAAAGAAGCAAAUAAGAACAACUACCCAGUCAAUGAGUGUUUGAACAUUCUAAUUUUGUCUGAACUGGUUUCACAUGUAGUUGAAGCAGGCCCAGUUAGGAAGAUGUUCUAAAGGUUAGAGUACAUAAGCUUAGGACCAUACCAGCCCACCAUGAACCUAGGUAAUUUCCCAGGUUACAUUAUAACCUGGGUCAGGUGAAAACCUUUUGUACAAAUUGUAGACACUGAGGGCCACCUUUAUGCCAUCAUAUGCUGGCAGCCACAAUAAGGAGAGAUUGGGACAGGGAGAAGGAGACAAGUCCUGGUUCAUUAGCAAGAAGUAGGGGACAGGCUGGAGACCUAGCAUUACCCCAGGAAGGCAUCUGGGCAGACUGCAUUGUCCAGUGCAUCGUGUUUGUAUGUAUGGAACAGUGAAUGUGUGUCUACAGAGUGUUUAUGUCUAUGUGAGUGUGUGUCUACAUGGGUCAGUGAGUAUGAGUGUGUGCAUAUGGGUCACUAAAUGUGAGAGUAUGUGUAUGGAUGUAACAUACAUGUUUAUUAUAUAUACAUAACAAAUUAUAUAAUACACAUGAAUAAAACACAGAGAUCACUAUAUACAGGUCAAAGUUUCAAUCCUACAAUUUAGACUUUUUUCAAGUCUUGAUAAAUAUCCAACUUGUAGGACUGAAAUAUCGACCAAACUGAUUCACUUAUCUUACGUUGAAUAAAGUCAUUUAAGAUAUUAUUAUCCCAGUAAAUGCCCUUUUUUCGUUCCUACAUGUGAGUUACAGGAACAUUAUACAUAUAAUGUAAACAUUCCACUAAACAUAGCUCAUAUUCCACACAUGGUUAUUCAUUAAACUCCAAAAUGUAGCUAAUGAAAAUCUGAAAGAAGUUAUUUAGGGUAUUAUAACGGAUUAAGUAUUUAGAUCUUCAUAUGCAAAAUUUCGGAGUAUAGCAAAGUAUCACACCUGUGACCCAUUCUUGUUAGUAUACAGGGAGUGCAGAAUUAUUAGGCAAAUGAGUAUUUUGACCACAUCAUCCUCUUUAUGCAUGUUGUCUUACUCCAAGCUGUAUAGGCUCGAAAGCCUACUACCAAUUAAGCAUAUUAGGUGAUGUGCAUCUCUGUAAUGAGAAGGGUGUGGUCUAAUGACAUCAACACCCUAUAUCAGGUGUGCAUAAUUAUUAGGCAACUUCCUUUCCUUUGGCAAAAUGGGUCAAAAGAAGGACUUGACAGGCUCAGAAAAGUCAAAAAUAGUGAGAUAUCUUGCAGAGGGAUGCAGCACUCUUAAAAUUGCAAAGCUUCUGAAGCGUGAUCAUCGAACAAUCAAGCGUUUCAUUCAAAAUAGUCAACAGGGUCGCAAGAAGCGUGUGGAAAAACCAAGGCACAAAAUAACUGCCCAUGAACUGAGAAAAGUCAAGCGUGCAGCUGCCACGAUGCCACUUGCCACCAGUUUGGCCAUAUUUCAGAGCUGCAACAUCACUGGAGUGCCCAAAAGCACAAGGUGUGCAAUACUCAGAGACAUGGCCAAGGUAAGAAAGGCUGAAAGACGACCACCACUGAACAAGACACACAAGCUGAAACGUCAAGACUGGGCCAAGAAAUAUCUCAAGACUGAUUUUUCUAAGGUUUUAUGGACUGAUGAAAUGAGAGUGAGUCUUGAUGGGCCAGAUGGAUGGGCCCGUGGCUGGAUUGGUAAAGGGCAGAGAGCUCCAGUCCGACUCAGACGCCAGCAAGGUGGAGGUGGAGUACUGGUUUGGGCUGGUAUCAUCAAAGAUGAGCUUGUGGGGCCUUUUCGGGUUGAGGAUGGAGUCAAGCUCAACUCCCAGUCCUACUGCCAGUUCCUGGAAGACACCUUCUUCAAGCAGUGGUACAGGAAGAAGUCUGCAUCCUUCAAAAAAACAUGAUUUUCAUGCAGGACAAUGCUCCAUCACACGCGUCCAAGUACUCCACAGCGUGGCUGGCAAGAAAGGGUAUAAAAGAAGAAAAUCUAAUGACAUGGCCUCCUUGUUCACCUGAUCUGAACCCCAUUGAGAACCUGUGGUCCAUCAUCAAAUGUGAGAUUUACAAGGAGGGAAAACAGUACACCUCUCUGAACAGUGUCUGGGAGGCUGUGGUUGCUGCUGCACGCAAUGUUGAUGGUGAACAGAUCAAAACACUGACAGAAUCCAUGGAUGGCAGGCUUUUGAGUGUCCUUGCAAAGAAAGGUGGCUAUAUUGGUCACUGAUUUGUUUUUGUUUUGUUUUUGAAUGUCAGAAAUGUAUAUUUGUGAAUGUUGAGAUGUUAUAUUGGUUUCACUGGUAAUAAUAAAUAAUUGAAAUGGGUAUAUAUUUGUUUUUUGUUAAGUUGCCUAAUAAUUAUGCACAGUAAUAGUCACCUGCACACACAGAUAUCCCCCUAACAUAGCUAUAACUAAAAACAAACUAAAAACUACUUCCAAAAAUAUUCAGCUUUGAUAUUAAUGAGUUUUUUGGGUUCAUUGAGAACAUGGUUGUUGUUCAAUAAUAAAAUUAAUCCUCAAAAAUACAACUUGCCUAAUAAUUCUGCACUCCCUGUAGCUCUGGUGUCGAACUCCAAAACGUAAUUGGAUUAUGAUGUCAUUAGCUAAAUCGUUUUUAUAAAUUUAAGAGUGUAAACAAGAUUAAUAUAGUUUAUAGGUGAUUUUCAAUGUUUUAUUCAAUGGUAUAUCCAGAUAAAUGACAGCUCCCCUUUAAGACUGUUUGCCCAUCUAUCUGUCCCUAUUUUCAUUGGGAUGCUCUCCCAAAUAAAAACAGCACAGCUUCCUGCAAAUAAACUUCCUUCUAUUCAUGCCCUCUAUUUCUUCUAUUCCUGUGUCUGCAUCUCUCUCAUCCAUCUUCUCUCUGCACAAACGAGUCAAACCUCACUCAUAUUCAAUGCUGUUACUCCAGCCUUGCAGACAGUCCAUUUAACUCACAUAUUUACACUGUUUAAAAGUAAAAUAGAAUUGCAACACAAAAAAAACCAAAGUAAAAUAGUUUGAUGGAAUAAUAGAGUACAUUUACUCAAACAUGUUACUUUGCAGUCCUUGAAAAGACUUAAAAUUAACCAAUGGCCCUCUUUAAAGUUCAGUUGUUUUUAUAAUUAAAAGUUAGUAGAGUGCAGGUUGACCAUGCAUUAGCACACAAAGAAAUCCGAGGCAUUCUGGCAUCUUAGCCAUUUAUACUUCUAUCUAAAGUGCAAACAAUAACCAGAAACGUACUUGCAUUUUUUUAUGUAUUUUGCCAGAGUUGACCAAAACAGUUAGUCAAGUAGACCACCAGCUCCAACUAUACCCCAUGAUCCUGAGCACAGUUAGAUAGUGUAUAAAGCCAGGUAGUGCAGGUUCAGCAACAGCUGGAGGACUACAUAUUGAUUGCUUGUUGUGGUACAGACCUAAAUGUUUACUCAACCAAUCUGAAACAUCUUACUAGACAUCUUUCUCCUGCUAAAUUAAUAUUUCUUGCUUUAGAUAAUUCUCCUGCUGAAUUAAUAUGUCUUGCUUUCCCCACAACAGGAUUUCACUUUGCAGCCAAGGAAGUCAACCAGUAUAGACUCACCUCUACGAUAUUACUCACCCUUUCAAGGUCGCUUGAUACCAACCAUAAUAAAUGUAAGGCCACCUCAGACACUGCAUGUUCCUCUGCAGAUGCCUCCUUACUAUUUUCAUUUUCCUCCCAGUAUAGAAUACAGCAGUGCUUUAGCUACCCCAACAUAA